AUGAAGGGAUGGUUGAAUUAGUUAGAAAUUAUUUAAAAAGUAGGAAGAAAUGAUGAUUAAGUUAAAAGAAUAAAACUUUUUGAAAAUAAUGAAUAUUUAAUAACUCAAAAAACAAAUGAUCAUCUUAAAUAUGAAUUUUCUUAAGAAAAAUGUUUCAGCUUAGCUUAGCUAAUUGAAUCAAUUGUAAUAUUAAUUAUAAUUAUAGAAAUACAAUUUCAUUAAGAUCUAUAAAGGAUAAAUAUUAAUUAUUAUAUAAUCUAUGUUAGAGCAUCUAUUAAAAUUACAUUAAAUUAUUUAAAUAUCACAUGGAAAAUUAAUACCUAAAAAUAUUAUCAUAUAAUUAAAAAAUGAUAAACAUAAUAAAUUAACAAUCUUGUAAACUAAAUUUAAAAUUGAAAAAAUUUAUUUUGUGAAUUAUAGACUUAUUGAUGAUAUUAAUUAUCAAAUAAAUAAUUAAUUUCAAGAUAUAUAUGAUAUUAUUGAUUGUUCUAUUUCACUUAUUAAAGCAUUUUCAAAUUACUAAUGUUAAUUCCUAUAGUUUAUUCUAAAUACUUUAAGUGAUUUUAAAUAAGUUAAAUAGGCGGAUGUUUUAUCUAGAUUAUUUGCAUUUUUUUAAAAAUAAACUUCAUUGUAUGAUAUAUUAAAAUUUUAGGUGUGUAGAUAAGGAAAGCUAGAAAGUGAAAAAUAUAAAAAUCUAACCAUUUAAUUUGAAUUAAUCAAACUCUCAAUCAAUUAAAUGUGGAGAAUUUAAAGAAUAUGGUUUGUUAUCUAAAAGAAAUAGACUUAUAAAGCUUAUCGAAAAUUUGGUUGAAGAUAUUUAAUGUUAUGAUAUAACUACCAAAUUAAAUUAAUCAGCUAAUUUAUUUAAUUAAUCAGUUUAUAUUUUUAAUUAAUCUUAAUUAAAAUUUGAUGAUGAAAAAAAGAUUUUUCAAGUUUUUUAAAACAUAAUUUAAUAAUAAACCAUGAGAAUUAUUUGGGAAAAGUAUGGAACCCUUUUAAGAGCUAAUUAUUGGGAUUGUGAUAUGGAAAAAUAACAAGAAGAACUUUUUAAAGAUAUCAACUUAUAUAAUUAAACAAUCUUAAAUUAACAUUUAUUUGAGGUUUUAUAAGAAUUUAAAAAUGUUUAAUCAAUAAAUUAUGAAAUAAAAGAAGAAAUAGAAAGAAAAUAUAGAUUUGAUAUUAUAUAUGAUGAAAAAAAAGCAAAAGCGAUAUUUAUUUUAGAAUUAAUGAUUGAAGCAUAGAAUUAUGAUUUUUAAAAUAUCCAAACCUUUAUUAAUAAAGUCAAAUAAAAUGUGAAAUUAGAAUUAUAAGAAUAUUAUAAUAAAGUCUUAAAGUUUAAAAUAUUAAAUCUUGGAAAUGAUCUAAUUUGA
Molecule: messenger RNA, 1370 nt
Organism: Paramecium sonneborni
Lineage: Eukaryota; Ciliophora; Oligohymenophorea; Peniculida; Parameciidae
Source: the annotation of a GenBank genome assembly